CCGCCCCGUGCUGUCAGUGAAGGGCCGAGCGCUGGAAUAGGCAGCGGUGGUGCGCGCCGGAUCGAGGCCGCGUCUGUGCCCGAGGGGCAGCGACACACGGAUGCCAGCUGAUCUCCAAGCCGGCAGGCUUGCAUGACAGAGUUUAACAGGUGAAAUUCCCAUCCAAAUGAUGUUCAGUAUGAAUACACACUGCACUCUGGUUACUCACUAACUUGGCUGGAGAGGGUGAGAUUCCCAAGAUAAUACAAAUCUUGCUGCCAUACAGUUCUUUACCUUCUGAUGGAUGAAGACCCUAACACUGCAAACCCUUGUUCCCAUGGCAAGUCCUGCAGUCAGCCCCGACUCUUCCUCUUCUGAUAACCUCAGUCCAGAUGAAUUGGAACUACUGGCAAAGUUAGAAGAGCAAAACAGGUUGCUGGAAGCGGACAGCAAGUCAUUGCGGUCUGUGAAUGGAUCGCGGCGGAACAGCAGCGGCUCCCUUGUGUCAAGCUCCUCCGCUUCGAGCAACUUGAGCCACUUGGAGGAAGACACAUGGAUUCUGUGGGGUCGGUUGAUCAAUGAAUGGGAGGAAGUUCGCAAAAAGAAAGAGAAGCUGCUGAGGGAACUGAUUCGGAAAGGAAUUCCACACCAUUUCCGUGGGAUCGUUUGGCAGUUGCUAUGCAAUGCAACUGAUAUGCCUGUGAAAAACCAGUAUUCAGAGCUGCUAAAGAUGACCUCGCCUUGUGAGAAGCUGAUCCGGAGAGACAUUGCACGGACCUACCCAGAGCACGAAUUCUUUAAAGGACAAGACAGUCUUGGACAGGAGGUGCUAUUCAAUGUUAUGAAGGCAUACUCUCUGGUUGACCGUGAAGUUGGAUAUUGCCAAGGAAGUGCAUUCAUUGUGGGCCUCCUCCUCCUGCAGAUGCCAGAGGAAGAAGCCUUUUGUGUGUUUGUGCGUUUGAUGCAAGAGUACCGGUUAAGGGAGCUGUUCAAGCCCACUAUGGCAGAGCUGGGGCUCUGCAUCUACCAGUUUGAGUAUUUAAUACAGGACCAAUUGCCUGAAUUGAAUGUACAUUUUCGGUCGCAGAGCUUCCAUACGUCAAUGUAUGCCUCCUCAUGGUUCCUCACUAUUUUUCUCACUACGUUUUCCCUGCCUUUAGCCACUAGAAUAUUUGACAUAUUUAUGUAUGAGGGUUUGGAAGUAGUCUUUCGCAUUGGAAUGGCUAUCCUUCAGUUUAAUCAAGUGGAACUGAUGCAACUUGACAUGGAAGGAAUGUCACAGCACUUUCAAAAGGUGAUCCCACAACAGUUUGAUAGCUGUCCCGACAAAUUGAUCCUGAAGGCUUACCAGGUCAAGUACAACCCAAAGAAAAUGAAGAAACUUGAAAAGGAAUACACUACAAUCAAAAACAAAGAAAUGGAGGAGCAGAUUGAAAUUAAGAGACUCAGAACAGAAAAUCGACUCCUAAAGCAGCGGAUUGAAACUCUGGAGAAGGAAAGUGCUGCCUUGGCAGAUAGAUUGAUCCAGGGACAAGUAACCAGGGCGCAGGAAGCCGAGGAGAACUACAUCAUCAAGCGAGAGCUGGCUGUAGCAAAACAACAGUUCAAUACAGCCAGUGAGAAACUAGAACAAGCACAGAGCACCAUUCAGGAGCUGAAGGAGCUCAGGUGUGAACAUCGUAAUAAAGAGGAAUAUGUGAUGGAACUGGAACAGUCACGAUUGAGAGAAGCAGAGGCAUUGACUGCACUCAAGGAGAUGCAAGAUAAGGUCCUGGAAAUGGAAAAGAGGAACAAUUUGCUUCCUGAUGAAAAUAACAUAGUACGUUUGCAAGAGGAGUUAAAGGCACUGAAACUACGUGAGGCAGAGGCAGUGAAUUCUAUGAAAGAGCUGCACCAGCAGGUGAAGGAUUUGGAUGAACACUGGCAGCGGCACCUUGCACGAACUGGCGGUCGGUGGAAGGAUUCUCCAAAGAAGAAUGCCACCAAUGAGCUACACAAUGAGCUGAUGACCGUGCGAUUUAGUGAAGCCCAGGCACAAGCUGAACUGCGAGAGCUGAGGCAUAGAGUGCUGGAACUGGAGACACAGAACCAGGUUAACAGCAGCCUUCUGAACCGAACGGAGCAGGCUUGCACUGGUCUGCAGGACAAGUUGCAGUACGUAACAGCACAGAACAAAGGACUGCAGACUCAGCUCAGUGAGACCAGACGCAAGCAAGCUGAGGUGGACUGCAAGAACAAGGAGGAGGUUAUGGCCAUACGGUUUCGGGAAGCAGAUAGCAUUGCAGCCAUUGCUGAACUCCGCCAGCGUAUUGCUGAACUGGAAAUCCAGAGAGAAGAAGGAAGAAUCCAGGGUCAACUGAACAGCUCCGAUUCUAAUCAGAUUAUUCGAGAACUAAAGGAACAGAUCACAGAAUUAAAAGCAGAGAUCCAGCUUUUCAAAGGUCAAGGGCACUUUCAACCCCCCAUGAGUUUUGACGGCAUUCACAUUGUGAACCACAUGGUGGAGGAUGAUGAAUUCAUUCAUUCCUCUGACGAGGAUCUCUUACCGAGCCCCAUGGGAGUGAGUGGUCUGCAGGGAGAACUGUACCCAAUUCCCCGCGGAAACAGCCACUUCCUCAGAGGGCUGGAGAUCUCGGGAAAGGACAGUGAUGGAAGCACCGACAGCGAUCAGGAAGACAGGAAUUCUGCACUGGAGCUUGAAGCAGACAUGGCGAAUCAUGUAAUGUGCACCGACAGUCCGAAUAAAGCACCAUCCAUCUCCACAACAGUCUAAUAGGGAACCAGUAAUCGAAGCUGUCCUUCAUUCCACUAGGUGAAACUUACUGUGUGUGAGGCCUUCCUGAGCUGCUCCCUCCUUCUCUGAUUUGGGUCUAACAUUAAAUUCUACUCACUUCCCAACAGCAUAUGGUAUUUGUAAGGGAGUUUUUUUUUAAAAAUCAGCUGUCUUGCUCUCUAAUCAAGCUGUAGAAUCUGCCAUUUCUUCCCAGAGAAGGAAGUAGGUCUGGAAUCGGGUAAUUCUAAAAGAGUUGUUGAGUUUCUCUGGUAUAUGUUUUCUGAAAUCCAGAUGCCUGAUAGAUGAAAUGUAGCUCCACUGUGGUGCUCGGUUUCUGUGGAGUGACCACCAGUCUUCCAUGUAUGUGUCCCAUGUACAGCACAAAAAAAAACCUAAUGUUGGCACUGAAAGGUUAAAGAUACCAGCCUGGUAUUUGUGGAAGCUCUGUUCUCAUCUCUCACAGCCUUGCUGUGGACUCUGCACUUCUGCGGAAUCCCUGCAGCAGUAACUGACCAUUCCUUGCAUACCAUGGUAGUCAAACGAUAAAAUGCACCAGGCAGAUAUUUAAUGGCACCCCAUUUGAUCUAGAGCACUUAAUGCUCUAACAGGGUACGAGAUUGACUUGGAGCCUAAUGGCAAUGGCAAGGGUCUGACCAAUCCCCUGAUUGCUUCAGAAUCUUAUCCACAACAUAUCUGGUUGUUGCAGAACUUAGUACCGUGAUUGAAAGUAUGUCUUGGUGAUGCAAUAACUUUCCAUCACAAGAUGUUGAGGUGACUUUCUGUUAACCAGUUGGAAUUAAGGUCAACACAAUGUAGUUUUAAAAAAAAGUUAUUUUAACUAAGCAACACUCUUGAAUUUUCUCAUCUCUCACUGCUUGGAUGUCCAUUUAAUUAAACCAGAAACUGUUCAUUUGGUUUAGUGUCUGAAGUUAUGAAAAUGUUCAUAUUUUUCUGUAAUAUUUUUAAACAUUAAUCUAUGUGCUAUUCUGUUGCCUCGUUUUUGAAUGUUUGAGUUGCUUGGCACAUAAUCCUAUUGUCUGCAGUAGAGCCUUAAGCUUACAAUGUUUCCAAAUAUAUUGUCCCAAACAUAAAGAGCUGAGUUUCAGUAUUUCCUAACAGGGUACCCUUUAACCCUGUUAGUCAUAGAAAGCAGUGGAGUGAAAAUAAAAGUACACUUGAUAUAAGUAGUAGCAAAUUCGGAUUCUAUGACAGGAGAUGCACAUCACACACCGUGGAUAUUAGUGAUUCCCCCACUUCCGUGUGCCAUUUGUUUCACUAAAUUAAAUUAUCUCCUAUAAGGAAAGCAUUCUGCUGCUUCUGUAAAUUAUUUGUUACUAAUUGUACAGCAGUCCUCCUGCUCAGUUAUGCAAAGCCAAUCUCUCAUCAUUUUUCUUUAGCACCUCUAUUAGAAAUGGCAUUUUUGUGGGUUCAGCAACACUGCUGAGGAAAGAGGAGGUAAACCGCUGUGUCUUUCAUUAGUGGCCUGUCAAUACGAUGACUCUCUUGCGGUACGAUGAGUUUUUCAAUCCUCAGCUUCUGUGCUCAACACUGGAUUAAAACGGUCCAGAAAUUGGAAUUGGCGUUGCUUAAGGAGCAUGGGAGGAGAGGAAGAAUUUUGUAAGUGUCUGAACCUUCAUUUACAGGCGAAUGUAUAUGCCUCUUAAUACUCUGUACCCUAAGGAAGAUGUUGAGAAUUACCUAACUGUAAAUACCCAUUGCUAGAUGAUGAAAUGACUUCCAAUUAACUGAUUGAGGGUUUGAACCACCAAUAUAUAUGCACAGUAAUAAAAAUCACCUUUCCUAGGUAAUGUUAUUGAAUUUGCAAGCCCUUUGAUAGUUGUACAGUCAAUAAACUGAUGAUGCAAAGUGAAGUUCUUCCUCAGAGAGCUGAUGUUCACACUGCUGCAUCUUCUGCUCCUGCUACAGCACCACUGCUUCAUUGGCCUGAUAUCAACAGGUCUAGUGAUAUUAUGCCACGGUCCAGACACUGCAAGUGGAUUCCCAUUGAUCUUGUGUCAUAUGGCAUCGAUAUGAAUGUGGUUAACAUAGGAAGUCCAGGCACAUUAGUUAAAAUUGCCUCAUCACUUUAUCACAACCACUGCUUGGAAGGUUAGGUCCAAACAAUAGAAGAUCUAGUUUUUGUUGAGCUUUGCAUGUCUUUGCAAGCGUUCUGUAAAUGCAAUGAACAGAUCAGCUUUAUGUCUAUUUAAGAAGACACUGUUUCUUCAAGAAAGGUGGGAGCAAUGCUCCAGAUUGAUUUGGUUUUGCUCUCAAGGCCCCUCUCCAUGAGAUUCUUAAAUUUCCAUUAACCUUACCAAUGGGAAUGUCUUUAAUUAAAUUUAUCUCUCUUCAUAUGAGGCAAAGUUUUAAAUUAGCAAGAUACUUGAGUAAUCCAGAAUUGAUCCUUCAGCAUAGCAACACUUCAACUGCUGAGGUCAAAUGAAGCUGGUGGCUGUGCUCUGUGUGUUUACCAAAUAUCUUUAUAGCUCUCUCAAGAGUGCUCAUUUCCAAAGUUUUCCUUUAUAGUUCUGUGAGCUGAUCUGAGUCUAUCGUUGCCAAUAAGUGUACCUGCUCCCAGGAGGCAAAUGACUGAACACAUCAUAAUAAUACAUGUACUUGGGAGUGGGGUUUGGUGCCAUUAAUCACACCCCAAGAGGGAGUGAAUGUCGUUUAUACAGAGACAACCGGUUUGUUUUUGCUGCAGGUUUAUUUAUCCCAGAUGCAAACUAACACUGUGUGUUAUAGCUGACAGAAGGCCACUCCAGUAUUGACUAGGCCUAUAAUUGGCCAUUUUAUAACUUCUACAUUGAGUCGGAUGGGCAAGUUUCAUGUAAUGUAUGCUCCUCGUAUAUGGAUGACUUGUGAACAGUUUAUACAGUGAAUGUAUUUUAAUUUGGUCUCUUAGGUCUCACUCUCAACUCCACACUGCAGACUCAGAUUGCUGCAGCGCUGGUUGACUUUGAGCUGGGCUUGAAUGGAAUUAAACACGUGACGAAAUAUAACUGCGACUCAUCACCUCACCUGUCACAUGUAGGGUUUAAAAUCUGGAAAUCACAACACUAUUGGCUCCACAUCCUAGCCCAGCCCAAGGGAGAGAAUAGCUGCUUAACAAGGUCUCAGACCAUGGCAAGCUGAUUAAUCAGUAAAUGUUCCAGGGACUGCAACUCCACUCUAUAGAGAUUUACUGAAAGUUUGGAUUUUGUGAAGAAUGGAGGAGGGUAAUUGUGUGUGAAGGCGGUUGCCGUCUGGAGCAAUACUCAUACUCAAAAUCACUGAGGUCAAAUUCAAAUUUAGACUAAAGAAACUGGUGUGAGAGAAAUCUGUUAUAUGCAUCCUUCUAAAAGAAAUUUCAAUAAUUAGAGAUUGAAAUUGUGUAGAGUUCUAAUGGCAGCUGCCACUAAUGUGUAUGUGCAAUAAUAAUAAUCACUGGGUUCGCAUACAGGGCCCCUUCCCUGGCGUUCCAGGUGGAUUUAAGUGCGUAUAGGCUCUGGGCUCACUCGGUGCUUUUCAUUGUGUCUCAUAUUUGGUGUCUCACCCACCUCACAGGGUCCUAGCUCACUUACUUGUAUGAACGUGGUUUUCCUCAUGCACUCCAUGACAUGUGGUAUUAGCAAUGAAGGUUAUUUGUCACGCAAUGUGUUGAAGUGAGAACUCACAUGACUAGUGAGCAGAAGUCUAGAAGAUUAGGUAGAAUUCCAGAGCUGUUACUGAACUGUACAUAUUCUGCUAUGAUGUAUUGCCAAAACUGUGUAGCAUACCAUUUAUAAAUGAAUUUUUGUUGCAAAUAUUCAGUGUUUUUUUAAGUGUCUGUAUUGUCACAUUCAAACUACAGUGCGUUUUGUAAAGCUGAUGGCUGCUUGAAUCAUAACCAUUUUGUAGCUGCUAGUUGUGUAAAUAAGAACUACAGAUGCACACUGAACCGUAAUUGUAUUUUCACAAGUAGCACAUGCUUUUUUUGUGUACUGUGUAAAAAUGAAGGAUUUCCUGAUAAAGAUGUGAGUGUGAUACAGAGAUAUUAAAUCGGAUUAC
Molecule: messenger RNA, 6781 nt
Organism: Mobula hypostoma (lesser devil ray)
Lineage: Eukaryota; Metazoa; Chordata; Chondrichthyes; Myliobatiformes; Myliobatidae
Product: EVI5-like protein
Exons: 21
Coding region: 284-2752 (822 amino acids)
Source: RefSeq, a predicted model, not a curated record